AUGAAAGACCUCUGCCGGUACCUGGUGUUGAAAUACAUCCAGUAUCUAGUCCUACCUUCUCCAAACAUCAUCAUCUCUCUCCUGGGAUCUUUUGCCAGUCUAUAUGUUUUGCUGAUAUUAACAUUUCCUUUGGUUUCCAGAAAAUCCACUGUGGUGUUUAUUGGUAGCAUAGCCCAGGCAGACAUCUUAGUUGGCUGUAGCAUGUUUUCUACCAUCUCGGCAGGCAUGAUAAGGAAUGAGCCACCAUCAGCUUCUUUUCAAUCAGCCUUGAAGCAGAACUUCCAAAUUGCAAAUAUACAUGCCAGUUCCCUUUUACUCAACUGUGUUACCCUUGAGGCUUUUCUGAUUACUUUUCUUCCAGUAGAGACACGCCACAUAAGGAAUGUUAGAUGUGCCAGAGUCGCUUCUAAAAUCAUCUGGGCUGUUGUAAUUACUGAGUGUUUCCUUUAUCAGCUCGAAUGUGUCAAAGGCUUUAAUAUCUCCUAUCUUGGCAUUCAUAGGCAAAUUCAGCUAUUGAUGAAUUUCUUUCAUGAGGCCACAGCGCUACUGAAAUUUUUUAUUUACCCCAUUGGAGUUCUUUUAAGGAUCUUCAAUGUAUAUCUUUUUUAUAAAAUGUAUUUCUGA
Messenger RNA from Arvicanthis niloticus (Nile rat), 624 nucleotides. Lineage: Eukaryota; Metazoa; Chordata; Mammalia; Rodentia; Muridae. The record is from RefSeq and is a predicted model, not a curated record.